AUGGCUUCUCUUAUCCCUCUCAUCAACGACUUGCUACCCAUGAUCGUUCCCUCCUCGGUGUCCAUCACCAAAGCGAACACCCUCCGCGCUCCCGAUGCAACUCUGCCACCCGGUUCUGCCAACGAAGCCGAUGCCGUUGUCAGCAAAAGUGAUAGGCUCUGCGCAUCGGUCCUCACUCUCAGCGCACAUGCGACAUCGGAUAUCCGUCAUCAUGGCGAGCAAGAUACCAUUGUUUACAUGGCUUCCGGGACCGGCCUCCUGCUUGUCAGCCCCGGUGCGGGACAAGACGUCAAGCGGCAUAACAUGGCAGCGGGCGACUUUGCUUUCAUCCCUUCUUGGACGGAGCACCAGAUGCUCAACAAAUCGGACCAAGAUACCGUGUGGGUAAUUACUCGCAGUGGUCCCCAGCCGGUCAGGGUGGGCUUGACGGAUUGGGGAGGUAACCAGGCAAAGUAA
Messenger RNA from Colletotrichum destructivum, 456 nucleotides. Its product is annotated as Putative rmlC-like cupin domain superfamily, rmlC-like jelly roll protein. The transcript is spliced from 3 exons. The record is from RefSeq and is a predicted model, not a curated record. The coding region runs from base 1 to 456 and encodes 151 amino acids. Lineage: Eukaryota; Fungi; Ascomycota; Sordariomycetes; Glomerellales; Glomerellaceae.